AUGACUGGUCACACCGACGCGGUCGUGGAGCGCAAUUUCAACCGAUGGCUCGAGCGCGUCCAAGAUAACCCCGUGCGCUUUCUCUCGCGUGCCGAGAACGACGAAGGUUCGGGCGUCUCGCGCGCGUUUUUCCUCGACGUCCGCGAUGCUCAGCACUUUGCCUCGACUCGACUUCGAUGGUCCUCCAACGUCCCUCUGCGCGCGCUAGACGAAGGUGCGGCGUAUUUAAUACCUCCUCGUACCGCGCGCUUCGCGCUUAUUUGCGACGCCGACGCCAACGUGGACGAAGCUGCGAAGAAAUUCGAGAGCGACUUCAAAGGCGUCGCGUGGUCGCUCGAAGCUGCGUUCGCGGGGACACCGGCGUUCUUCGACGCGUGUGCUGCGAUCGACGAAAGCGACGCCACAGAGUCAAAAUAUAAUGGGUUGUUUGAAGUAGUUCGCGGCGGUGGUACGCCCGCACCUCGCGAUCGACUUCGACUUUGGCAGCCGUCGCCGGAACUCGCGAGGUGGUUGCCGAGCGUCGAGCGCAAGAUGGAUGCUUUCAAAGACGGCAGGCGACCGACGUGCUUGGACGUGGGAUCAGGCGCGGGACGAGAUGCAGUGUGGGUGGCGAGUCGCGGAUGGAACGUCGUGGCGAUCGAUAACGAUAAAAGGGGAUUGGAUCGGUGCCGCUCUUUGGCAGAACGACACGGCGUGGAGGCGAGCGUUCGAACGCUCGAUUUAGAUUUGAAUAAGCGUGCGUCCGAAGAGACGCUCGCUACAAUCGACAAAAUACUCGCACUUGAGUCAUGGUCGCCCGUUUUAGCCGUAUACGCGGUGAGAUAUCUUCAUAAACCGUUCGUACGAGACCUGCCACGGAUGUUGCCGAACCGAAGCGCGGUGUUGUGGUUUCAUUUCAUGCGGGGAUGCGAGCGCACAUCCGUCGGACGACCGACGAAAGACCGCGAUUUGCUCGAGCCAAACGAGCUGCGUGACGUAUUCGCACUCUGGGAUGUCAUCAUCGACGACGUAGUGGAGCUACCAGAUGGGCGGCCGGUGAGCUCGUUUGCGGUGGUACGCGGUGCAAAGGAGGUGUAA
Molecule: messenger RNA, 1077 nt
Organism: Ostreococcus lucimarinus CCE9901
Lineage: Eukaryota; Viridiplantae; Chlorophyta; Mamiellophyceae; Mamiellales; Bathycoccaceae
Exons: 1
Coding region: 1-1077 (358 amino acids)
Source: RefSeq, a predicted model, not a curated record